CCCUGUUCCUCCCUCAUCCUCUGCCCAGCAUGUACAGCCUUCCUCCUCACAUCCCUGCACCACAAGCCACCCCUUCACCUCCCCUUCACCUCCCCGGUAUACUUUGCGCCCCUCAGGCUGACUGCCAGUCUGAAUAAUCAGACCACCUCUCCCUCUACACAAGUCAGCCAUUAUCUUCUUCCCCUCCACCUGCCUUCCUUUCUGAUACCAUUUUGAGUUUUUUUUGCUGAUAGAACCCCCGUGGAGGUCUGCAGGAACACCAUGGGCAUCCUGAGGUGCUUGAUACUCCUGCUGGUAAUUUAUCACCUGUCUGAGGGAAGGAGGACAAGAGGGAAUGGAACAGACAACAGAGAAACAAGAGGACAACGUAGAGUGAAGGCUCCGUACGUGCAGAGAUCCAGCUUCCUGUUGUACUCCGACGGGGACUCUGUGGAGGAAGCCUGCCCAAUCCUGCCCUUUCAGCCUCACACUCUGGAGUCCUGCCAGUUCAAUGCCAGCAACCCCUUAAUCAUCAUCGUCCACGGAUGGUCGGUGGACGGGAUGAUGGAACAUUGGGUGCCCAAGCUGGCCAGGACCCUGAAGUCCUCCCUGAGGGACGUCAAUGUGCUGAUCACUGAUUGGAUUCCCCUGGCCCACCAGCACUAUCCCAUCGCAGCUCAAAACACCCGAGUGGUGGGAAGGGAGAUUGGACGCCUUCUGCAGUGGCUGGAGGAGCGCUCUCACUUUCCUCCAGAGAAAGCUCAUCUGAUUGGAUAUAGUUUGGGUGCCCAUGUCUCAGGGUUUGCUGGGAGCUACUUCACUGGAUCCAGCAAAAUUGGACGAAUCACAGGCUUGGACCCUGCAGGCCCGCUGUUUGAGGGGAUGUCCUACACUGACAGGUUGUCUCCUGAUGACGCCAUAUUUGUGGACGCUAUCCACACCUUUACCCAGGAGCACUUGGGCCUGAGCGUGGGCAUUAAGCAGCCGGUGGCCCACUUUGACUUUUACCCCAACGGUGGGACCUCCCAACCAGGCUGCCACUUCAAGAACCUGUAUGAGCACAUAUCGCAGUAUGGACUGCUGGGCUUCCAGCAGACGAUGAAGUGUGCUCACGAGCGCUCCGUCCACCUCUUCAUCGACUCCCUGCUGCACGAGGACAAGCAGAGCACCGCCUACCACUGCAAGGACGACAGCUCCUUCGACAAGGGCGUGUGCCUGGACUGCAGGAGGAACCGCUGCAACACCCUGGGCUACAACAUCAAGCGCGUGCGCACGGGCACCAGCAAGAGGCUCUUCCUGAAGACGCGCUCCCGCAUGCCCUACAAAGUCUAUCACUAUCAAUUCAAGAUUCAAUUCCUGAACCAGAUCGAGCACAUUGAACCUUCCCUGACCAUCUCUCUCAUCGGGACCAAGCAUGAGAAUGAGAACCUGCCCAUCACUUUUGUGGAAGAGAUCUCAGGUAACAAGACCUACACCUUUCUGAUCACACUGGACUCGGACAUCGGGGAGCUGCUGAUGCUGAAAUUCCACUGGGAGGGCAGCGCCGUGUGGGCAAACCUGUGGAAUAAGAUGCAGACCAUCAUGCCCUGGAGCAAGAGGAGGAAGGCCCCCGAGCUGACCGUGGGCAAGAUCCGCGUCAAGUCAGGAGAGACACAGAAAAAGACGUCAUUCUGUGCGCAGACGGACGAUGCAAAACAUAUCCCGGCGUCACAGGAAAAGGUGUUUGUGCGCUGUGAGCGCGCUCGCGGACGGUCACACGGAAGAAUGUACAGCUGAUACGAGGGACGCCAGUGAAGCACGGUGACUCGAGAAACACAAAAACUGUCUGAAGUUAUAAGGAUAAAGUCUCCUUCCAAAGGGAUCCGCUGUAGGUUAUGUUGUUCAUAUUUUGUGUGUGAUUGUUUUUCACUGCCUUUUGCAAAAUACAUAUACAUAUCUACAGAUAUAUAUAUAUAUAUAUAUGCUUUUUUUUAAAAGGUAAUAUUUUGUGUGCAUUUAUACAUCUACAUAAAUACAUGCACACGCCAUACACACAAAUUAUAAAGACAAAGGCUUGCGGAGUGGGCUCGAGCAGGAGUGCAUUUAUAUGAAUUAAGCUAACCUUAAAGGGGGCAAGGUAAGCUGUAUAUCUGACUCUUCACAGUGGCUGUUGCCAACCAUAUGCCAGUGGACGGUAUGGAAUGGUGAGUACAGUAAAAUCACCUGCAUCCAAACAAGAUUAAACUUUUGUCAGGUUGAAGAAACGCCCAUUUCAUUGCCCAAAUUCCCAUGGCCGGUGCUUAAAAUUUUGGUCUCGCCUGGCUUCCUGCACCAAAAUCAAUUUUCCAGAUCAAUGGUCAGUUGCCUUCAGUGAAUCAGACCCAAAAUUGCAAGCUUUAGCCGGAGCUAGAAACUUUCAACAUGUAAUAAUCCACAAAACCAAGAAUAAACGUUAAAAUGAAAAA
Molecule: messenger RNA, 2423 nt
Organism: Anguilla rostrata (American eel)
Lineage: Eukaryota; Metazoa; Chordata; Actinopteri; Anguilliformes; Anguillidae
Product: hepatic triacylglycerol lipase-like
Exons: 9
Coding region: 262-1755 (497 amino acids)
Biological process (GO): triglyceride catabolic process; fatty acid biosynthetic process
Molecular function (GO): lipoprotein lipase activity; apolipoprotein binding
Source: RefSeq, a predicted model, not a curated record